GCUCCCUCGCUCUGUGUGAAACAAAGUGUGGUGUCCGCAGAGCCCCGUAGGAAGCGAAAAGAGAGAAACCGGAGGAAGGAGAGAAUGGGGCGACUGAAUCCACAACAGGAGGAAUAAAAACCAACUAAAGAAAGAAAUAAAGAAGAGCGAAGACAGAGGAGAGGACGGAGAAACUCGCAGGAAAAAACUUUCCGGAGAGGAAAACUGUUACGGACUCAACACACGGCCACGUUUGAAAACAUGGAUACACUUUUCUCUGCAUUCCUGGGACUCCUGUUUCUCUUUUCGACAGUUGGGAACGUCUCCGGCCAAAUACCGACAGCUCACAUGGGGCGCUCUGAGAAGGGGAGCUGUACGUUUGAUGAGGGCUUCUCUCAAUGUGAUUACCAGCAGGAUCCCUAUGAUGACUUUGACUGGACGCACAUCAACACACAGGAAGUGCCCUACGUCUCACCAGACCUGCCACAAGGUUCCUACAUGUACGUAGACGUCUCUCAGUAUGAUGUUGGGGAGAAGGCCAGGUUUCAGCUGCCGGUCAUGAAGGAGAACGACACUCACUGCAUCGACUUCAACUAUCUCCUCACCAGCCCUGACGGCUCCAGCCCCGGCACCCUCAACGUCCUGGUGAAGGUUAACAAGGGUCCCUUGGCCAACCCUAUAUGGAACGUGACGUCCUACACUGGGAAAGAGUGGCUGAGAGCCGAACUCGCCGUCUCCACAUUUUGGCCUAAUGAAUAUCAGGUCAUAUUUGAAGCAGAGGUUUCGGACAGCAAAGCCGGCUUCAUCGCCAUUGACGACAUUCAGGUGCUCAGCUACCCGUGCGAUAAAUCCCCUCACUUCCUGCGUCUUGGAGAUGUGGAGGUGAACGCCGGUCAAAACGCCACAUUUCAGUGUAUUGCUACAGGACGAGACACAUCGAACAAUAAACUCUGGCUACAGAGGAGAAACGGAGAAGAUAUUCCUGUGGCUCAGACCAAAAACAUCAACCACAGACGGUUCGCCGCCUCCUUCCACCUCAAAGAAGUCACUAAUCAGGAUCAAGAUCUGUACCGCUGCGUCACCCAAUCAGAGCGUGGCUCUGGGGUGUCUAACUUUGCGGGUCUCAUUGUCAGAGAGCCUCCGCACCCCAUCGCCCCACCCCAGCUGCUCGGUGUCGGCCCUACAUAUCUGCUUAUUCAGCUGAACGCUAACUCCAUAUUUGGAGAUGGACCUAUUAUACUGAAAGAGGUUGAGUACCGUAUGACAUCAGGCAGCUGGACAGAGACUCACGCUGUGAACUCUCCCAACUAUAAGUUAUGGCAUCUUGACCCAGACACAGAGUAUGAGAUCAGAGUGUUGCUAACCAGACCAGGAGAGGGAGGGACAGGCAAAUCUGGACCACCACUCAUUACCCGGACCAAAUGUGCAGAACCUAUGCGGACUCCUAAGAGGCUAAAGAUUGCUGAAACCAGGUCUCGUCUGAUAGCGGUGGACUGGGAAUCGUUGGGUUACAACAUCACUCGCUGUCACACCUUUAACGUCACCAUCUGCUACCAUUAUAUGACUGCCAACAACCGUAGCAAAGCUGACUGCUUGGACAUGGACCCCAAAGCACCACGCCACCUGGUGGGGAACCUGCCACCCUACACCAAUGUCAGUCUGAAGAUGAUUCUGACUAAUCCCGAGGGACGUAAAGAAAGUGAUGAGACCAUCAUACAAACUGACGAAGAUGUUCCAGGCGCAGUUCCCAGUCAGUCACUAAGAGCCACUCCAUUUGAAGACAGAAUCCUUCUUUACUGGAAGGAACCGAGUGAACCAAAUGGAGUCAUCAUACAAUAUGAGAUCAGCUACAGUGGUGUGCGUUCAUUUGACCCUUCAGUGCCUCUCCAGCGGCCGGGACUCACGGUGUCUCUGCCCUCAAACGCCACACAUCACCUGUUUUCCCAGCUCCACCCCGGUGUCACGUACCAACUCUCUAUACGCGCAUCCACCUCCAAAGGGUUUGGACCCGCAACCACCCUCAAUGUGACUACUAAUAUUUCAGCCCCGACAAUAGAUGAGUACGACGGGUCAGAGGCCUUCCUGAAUGAAACGGCAACAACCAUCACUGUCCUGCUCAAACCUGCCCAGGCCAAAGGAGCACCUAUAAGUGCGUACCAGAUUGUAGUUGAGGAAGUGAAUCCUCAGCGGACUCGUCGUCAGGCUUCCUCUGACUGUUAUGAGGUCCCAGUUUCCUACCACAGUGCAUCUAGUGGUGGAUCUCCAUAUUAUUAUGCCGCCCAGCUGUCCCCCAGCAACCUGCCUGAGCCGCUCCCCUUCACUGUGGGAGACAACAAGACAUAUCAGGGUUUCUGGAAUCCUCCACUGGCUCCAAGAAAGAACUAUAACAUCUACCUUCAAGCUGUGAGCAGCACAGAGAGGGAAACUAAGACACAGUGUCUGAGGCUGGCUACUAAAGGUGCUACAGAAGAGCCAGAAGUCAUCCCUGACCCCGCCAAGCAGACGGAUCGGGUGGUGAAGAUCGCUGGGAUCAGUGCCGGUGUUCUCGUCUUUAUACUGCUGGUGUUGGUAGCCAUCCUAUUGGUGAAGAAGAGGAGGACCUACUAUUCAUACUCUUAUUACCUGAAACUGGCUAAAAAACGUAAAGACGCCAUCGGAACAACGCGGCAGGAAAUGACUCACAUGGUGAAUGCUAUGGAUCGCAGCUAUGCUGACCAGAGCACUCUGCAUGCAGAGGAUCCUAUGGCUGUGACUUUCAUGGACUCUCACAACUACAACAACAGAUUGCCCAACGAUCCUCUGGUUCCCACUGCUGUGCUAGAUGAGAACCACAGCGCCUCUGCAGCAGAGAACAGCAGGCUUCUGGAUGUUCCUCGAUAUCACUGCGAAGGAACUGAAUCUCCUUAUCAGACAGGACAGCUCCACCCUGCCAUCAGAGUGGCCGACCUUCUGCAGCACAUCAACCUAAUGAAAACAUCUGACAGCUACGGCUUUAAGGAGGAAUAUGAAUUGGUGAUACAGAGCUUCUUCGAGGGCCAGUCGGCCUCCUGGGACGUGGCCAAGAAGGAGCAGAACCGCACCAAGAACCGCUAUGGGAACAUUAUAGCAUAUGACCAUUCAAGGGUUAUUCUCCAGCCCAUUGAAGAUGACCCCUCCUCCGACUACAUCAACGCCAACUACAUCGAUGUAAGUGGAAACGCAUCGAAUGCUACUAUUGGCUCCCAACGAAACCAACGAAACCACACUCCCUCGCUCAUUUGGCUGUACAGGGAUGGCUACCAGAGACCAAGUCACUACAUUGCUACUCAGGGUCCUGUUCAUGAGACAGUGUAUGACUUCUGGAGGAUGGUGUGGCAGGAACAGUCAGCCUGCAUCGUCAUGGUGACCAAUCUGGUGGAAGUUGGAAGGGUUAAGUGCUAUAAGUAUUGGCCAGAUGAUGCCGAGGUGUACGGAGACUUCAAGGUGACUUUUGUGGAGGUCGAACCUCUUGCUGAAUAUGUGGUUCGCACAUUUACACUGGAGAGGCGUGGUUUCAACGAGGUGCGAGAAGUCAAGCAGUUCCAUUUCACAGGCUGGCCUGAUCACGGAGUUCCAUAUCACGCCACAGGACUACUUUCCUUCAUCCGCAGAGUUAAAAUCUCCAAUCCACCUUCUGCUGGACCAAUUGUGGUCCACUGCAGUGCUGGAGCAGGGCGUACAGGCUGUUUCAUAGUCAUUGACAUCAUGUUGGACAUGGCGGAGAGAGAAGGAGUGGUCGACAUCUACAACUGUGUGAAGGCUCUUCGCUCCAGGAGGAUCAACAUGGUACAGACUGAGGAGCAGUAUAUAUUCAUUCAUGAUGCCAUACUAGAGGCUUGUCUAUGUGGAGAAACAGCCAUACCAGUCUGCGAGUUCAAAGCUGCGUUUUAUGAGCUGAUCCGUAUCGACUCGCAGACCAACUCGUCACAUCUGAAGGACGAGUUCCAGACGUUAAACUCGGUGACUCCUCAGCCUCAGCCUGAAGACUGCAGUAUUGCAUUGUUGCCUAGAAACCAAGAUAAGAACCGCUUUAUGGAUGGCCUUCCUCCUGAUAGAUGCCUUCCCUUCCUCAUUACAAUAGACGGAGAAAGCAGCAACUACAUCAAUGCUGCUCUGAUGGAUAGCUACAGGCAGCCUGCUGCAUUCAUCGUUACCCAGCAUCCUUUGCCUAACACUGUCAAAGAUUUUUGGCGUCUGGUUUACGACUACGGAUGUACCAGUUUGGUGAUGCUGAAUGAGAUUGACCUGGCUCAGGGUUGUCCCCAGUACUGGCCAGAGGAGGGCAUGUUGCGUUAUGGUCCUGUCCAGGUGGAAUGUAUGUCCUGCUCAAUGGAUUGUGAUGUUAUCAGUAGACUCUUCAGAGUCUGCAACCUCACCAGGCCUCAGGAAGGCUACCUGAUGGUUCGUCAGUUCCAGUACCUGGGGUGGGCGGGACAUAGAGAAGUCCCCGCCUCCAAACGCUCCUUCCUCAAACUGAUCCUGCAGGUCGACCAGUGGCAGCGCGAGGGAGAGGAAGGAGAGGGAAGAACCAUCGUGCACUGCCUAAAUGGAGGUGGGCGUAGCGGAGUUUUCUGUGCCAGCAGCAUCGUGUGCGAGAUGGCCAAGAGACAGAGUGUGGUUGAUGUCUUUCACGCCGUAAAGACCUUGAGGAACAGCAAACCCAACAUGGUGGAUACUCCGGAACAGUAUCGGUUCUGCUACGACCUGUCACUGGAGUUCAUCGAGUCCUCCUAAACAAAGGAGAGAAGAGGAGGAGGUGAACAUCUUUUCACUUCCCGUGUGUUUGAUCCUUUUGCUUUUCGCCUGGUCCCGACUCCCCUCUGUGGUGGCCGUCCUGUAGCACCCAUUUUGCGUCAGUACAAAUGGCACAAGUGAAAUUGGCUCCUUGCACAGUGUUGUAAAGCAUCCAAAUAAAGGGAAGAGUUCAGACUUUUAACAGAAGGAGCUGCUGGGAGUGCAACAGAGGGAGAGAUGUUGCUCCUUAUACUCCUUUACGCUUAUUGUACAGCUUUUUGAGUGCCAGCGGGCCCCUGUAUGUUUUGGACCCCAUUUAAAUGUUUAAUGUCUCACCACAACCCCUCGCCCCCACCCUUCCCCUCCCCUCCCAUGGACUUUUCAUCUGCAGUACUCAAUGUGCACUGUAGAUGUCUCCCUCCUCCCUUGCAAGCGGCAAACACAGCUUUCGAAUAACUGCAAGUUUUCAGUGGCCCCACAUUCCUGCUCUCAUGCUAAUUUCUGAGUAACUUAACAGUGUUGGUUGGAUAUCUCAUCAUGGUGAUGUUUGAAUAUUUGAGCCAGUACUUUUGUACAAAAACAAGAUACUUAAAGUUACAGCCUGGCCAAACUCUGUGAAUGCUUCUGUUUUCUACUUCAUACAUCAGCAGCAUCUUCAUGUUACUUUUCUGGUCAUUUCAGUCAGUUAAGUGCUUAAUUGCCCCUUUGAACCCAUUUUAUAUUGGUGGAUUGUCAGACAACAGAAUACAUAAACAGAAAUUAAAAUAUAAGUUUGCCAAUUAGACAAAGCACCAUUUAAGAAAGACUGACAAUGAAACGAAAACAGAAAGUUUACACAGGGAGUAUUAAGCUUUUAGAUUUUUUUUUUUAUGAUAUCAUGAAGUGGCAACUUGAAAAAUGUGUAGGAUUAUCACUCAAAUGUAUACGUUGAAAGAAAAGUGAUACAUGUAAUUGUUUAUGUUUUCUGCAGCCAUUAUCAGCUGCUGAGUGGUUUCUUUCCGACUGCUUUUGUUGCGGCAUUUACUGAUUUACCGGACAAAAAUUUUGAAGUCUCCUUUGUACCCUAAAUUGUAAAAGAAAAAAAAUUUAACACUUGAGAUUUUGUUCAACCAUGUAACAUUAGCAUAAUCGUGUUUGUUUCAGGGCUGGGCCCAAUGCACUUUCAAUUCUGCCAAUACACAAAUGGGAUAUUUUAUCUCAAAACUCAAAUAUGAAUAGAGAUUUGGCUCAUUUACUCAUUUAAAGGCUGAGAGUAGAUCCUCUUCAAUGAACAGGUGACGGUUUUCAUUUAUGGCUUGAAUGGAAUUGGAAGUGAACUGACCCCAGGCCUCAUUUGUUCUGUGCACUGGUGGCCAACACUUUUUUGUUUGUUUGUUUUUAUUAUUAUUUUGUAGCUGAUGUUUAUUCAUAAGCCAAAGACUUUGUGUAAAUAUGUCUAUAUGGAUAAAGCACAUUGUUUGUAUUUAUUGUUUGUUUACUUGCAUUGCUUGUAAGAACAAUCAUUCUUCAUUCCACGUUUACUCUACCACCAGCGUUUCUUAAACUCAGGGGUCGGGACACAGAAUGGGCUGCAAGUCUCUUUCCUCUGGAGUACUGAGAGUAGUAGUAUGACCUAAUGAGCCCACAGUGGGUCCAGAGGUAAGAGGCUCCAUCUGCUCAAUUUGGAUCCAUGAAGAAAAGUUUAAGAACCCCUGAUAGAAGCUGUAUAUUAAAGCAUUAGAUGUAGUUUUUCAGUAUUUAGGUGGAAUUCAGUAGUAUUGUCUUGUUUUCACUUAAUGAAACUCUCUGUGAUGUUACUGUGGUUUAUUUGUGUAAAAGCCCCAUUGCUCUGUUUGUGGUCAGUAGAACAUCAGUGCAUUUUUAUGCACAGAGUAUUUUGGAUAAUAGCUCCUAUCCCUCUUAACGUCUUAGUUGGGAUAAGCUGUUUAUCUUCAUCCUGCUCACCAUUAUCCCAGAAUACGCACGGACUCAGUGAUGCAAACGGGCUUAGUGAGUGAAACACGCAGGACUGUGAAACAAAAAACAUUUAAUGUGCCUAAUCAUUUGAAUUUCCUUGCAUUUUAACAGCAUCUUUGACCGCAAAUCAGGGCUUUAUUGAAUGCGUUCUCAUGGACGAUCAAAGGUUUGAAUACCUUUUGGUCCAUGAUUCAACAUGUUUUAUUAAUCAGAAUGCUUCAUGAAUUCUUUGUGAGGCUUUACAGGCUUGCCGAACAUCAGAUGUGUUUCUGUUGUGCACAAACUGAUUCAGAAAAAAAUUAAAACAACUUUAAUGUAAAUAAAAUAAAAAAUAGUAGCCCAGGUCUACCAUUAAGGAUGUUAUUGUAAAUAGACUAUCAUGAGUACUCUAAAAGGCUCUAUUGUAGAGAUUCAGAUGAUGGAUGCAAUGUCAGAACAUUAGUUCUGUUGUAGAUAAAAAAACAAAGUCAGAGAUUUGUACUCCUGGGGGAUUCGGCUUCAAAUUCUGACAGAUGUUGUUUAAAAAGCAUUAUAGUUUCCACUGAAUACAGAACUGUAUUCUGUUGGUGGAAAAUUAAGUUUCUUUUUUUUUCUCUGGAUUUCUGGUCUGACCCUAAGACGGGAGAGAAAAUUCAGAGGCUGUAACGCUAUGAUAAUACAGCUGUAUAUCUUCGUUGAUGGUGGGGUUUACCAGUUGGACAAAACUGUAGGCCAUCUCUAUAGCAUGCAAAGAGAGAAAGAUGAAGCAGUCAAUGAUAAGGGUGUUAAGAAUGUUACCUAGACACAUUAAGGGAACACUAAGGAGCAAAUCCUGGUAAAAUGCCCAUAAUUCCUCCUUCAUAAAUCUGAAGUAAUGGCUACCCUAAAGAGUAGUGAAUGAAGCAGGGAUCUGGAUGAGAGGCCAUUCUGAUUAUAGAAUUGAUAUUCAUGGUUCAUAAUUAUUCUUGUCUGUAAUGUUUGGCUUCUUUGCUGUAAUAAAGACCACUUCUUUAAUUAAAA
This is a messenger RNA of Micropterus salmoides (largemouth bass), 7686 nucleotides long. It is a transcript of the gene ptprk, whose product is annotated as protein tyrosine phosphatase receptor type K. The coding region runs from base 241 to 4731 and encodes 1496 amino acids. The transcript is spliced from 40 exons. The record is from RefSeq and is a predicted model, not a curated record. Lineage: Eukaryota; Metazoa; Chordata; Actinopteri; Centrarchiformes; Centrarchidae. Gene Ontology annotation, cellular component: membrane. Gene Ontology annotation, molecular function: protein binding; protein tyrosine phosphatase activity. Gene Ontology annotation, biological process: protein dephosphorylation.